This is a messenger RNA of Daldinia caldariorum, 6340 nucleotides long. Its product is annotated as ankyrin repeat-containing domain protein. NCBI's taxonomy places the organism in Eukaryota, Fungi, Ascomycota, Sordariomycetes, Xylariales, Hypoxylaceae. The coding region runs from base 485 to 6340 and encodes 1951 amino acids. The record is from RefSeq and is a predicted model, not a curated record. The transcript is spliced from 10 exons. Gene Ontology annotation, molecular function: protein binding.
AGAUUUUGUAAUGUCAACAUGUCGACACUAGACCCCCGACCGUGGGAGAGGGGAGUUGAGGAUUCGUCUUAGACCAACAUCCCACCAAUAAAAGAUAUCUUGCUCGACACUUAUUCAAAAGCAUCUUUCUGUUUUGUCACCACGACACCAUUCAACAUUGAACUUGAGGGGAGGUAGGCGCCUUACUUAAGGUGCUGUGAGAUACAAACCGCCGAGCCAAAAGUGUAUUUCUUAUUGGCACAAUUGCUAUUAUAAGUCCAUCUGACAGGUGCCUUACCUUAGGUACUGCCGUUGAAAUGAUGCUCCUGGCCAAUGACAUAACAGGUAGAUGGGGAUCCACUCAUGAAAGCUGUUGCCUACAUCCUACAUGCCACUCUCUUUUGUCUCUGCCGUACAAGAAGAAUAUAAAAGGAACGAUGAUCCGGCUUUGGAUGUCAUUUCUAAUAGGCAUUAAACCCAUUGAAUACCGAGCUACCUUUCGACUAUGCUAGGCCCACCGAGCAUAUCAAGUAGAUAUGUGAUAGUUGAUCACGAGGAGACGGCUCUGAGCCCGGAGUUGGAAAAAAUACACAACUGGCUUAACCCAACCGACUACUUGGCUGAAUCAGGAGAGUUUCGCCGUAACCUCUCAUGCCAGGCCCCUGGAACUGGACUAUGGAUAAUUCAGACCCAUGGGUACAAAAAUGUGAUGGCCUCUGCAAUUAUCCAGCAUUUACGCACAUCUGAAAAUUGUCCGGUACUCUCCUUCUUUCGAAAUAUCGUUGCAGACAAUUUCUCGCCACGCGCUCUUAUCCGAGAUUGGCUUGCCCAGCUUUUGCCCUACUCUCCCAAACUGCAAAUUUCACUCCGGCAACUUUUAGAGACAAGCCUAGAAGAAACUUCGGACAAUGAGCUCUUUCGGUUUUUCCUUGAUGGAGUAUCUUCUAUCCCAAAAUGCUUUUGUAUUGUGGAUGCUCUGGAUGAAAUGGACGGAAAUGAUACCGGAAAUAGGCUGUUCCUUGACAAACUUAACAGCUUAGCUACCCAUCGUCCUCAGUCCCUGAAGCUACUUAUCACCAGUAGACCCAAGCAGUAUCUUCAAAGCGCUUUAAGGGUUACAUCAAUCGUGCACAUAGGUCAUCAGCAACGUCUUGUAGAUGUUGAUAUCAUGGCGUAUCUACAUCAUCGAUUCGACACGCUUCGCAAAACCGAAGAAACGCGGGACGUUAAACAGCAAGUAAUUGAUAUGGUAGCAAAAAUGUCUCAAGGUUUAUUCAUAGUUGCCAAACUUACAAUGGACCAAGCAGAGGCUUUUCUCCUGGCAGAGAACCCAGUAAACUCUUUUGCUCUCGAGCAAUCCCUCCCCGUCGGACUGGAGCAAACAUACACCAGUCUGCUAGCGAAGCGACGGGAGGAGAACAAAGUCAGUGUUGAGACCCAGGUUUUUGUACUUGAGGCCGUCACUCAUUCCUCUCGCCCUCUGCGGUUGAACGAAUUAGCGAACCUGAUGGAAUUUAUACGCCCAAGCAUCGAAGCACCGGCAGACUUUAAGGUCCUGAUUCUCGAAGACGAAACUUUACAAGUCAUUCAUCAUUCGUUCACUGAGUUCCUCCGGGGUGAUACGCGCAACCUAGAAGUAACGAACACGCCAGGUGCAUUUCCGGUAAUAGAAUCCCAAAUGGCCCACCAGCACAUAGCCAUCAACUGCCUUCGAUAUCUUCAAUCGGGUUCUCUGCUGCUUGAAAGCAAAAUUUCCAGCGAUAUGGCUAUGGAGCCAUCAGUGACCUACCAAAAGCCACAACAUCAAAUUGAUCCAGGUACAGAACAUCAUGAACGUGAGCAUCUACGAUUGAAAAAGCGAGGGGACUCCUUUAAAUAUCAGGUAGCUUGCUUGCACCAUUCAUUUUUGAGUUAUGCCGUGGAAAACUGGGCAUACCAUGCUAGUCUUUGCGGAAAGGGGGAAGACGAAGAACUUUUCGCCGCCAUCUUCGAAGAUGGUUGGCCCUUCAAUGGGGGACGGACAUCAAAGGGACCGGAAGACACGGAGGGCUUGCCGACGGCAUUUCACAUCGCCGCAUUCUCGGGAUUGUGCAGACUUUCUAUUAAGUUGAUAAGAGAGGGCUUAGAUGUAUCCGCAGUCGAUGCCCAGGGACGUAUUCCGUUACACUGGGCAGCAGCCAAUGGCCAUGCGAAGCUUGCUUCAUUGCUGAUCCAACGUGGGAGUGACCCGAAUGCUGAGGACGAGUAUGGCCUAAAGCCGAUCCAUCUUGCCGCCCAAAGAAAUCAUGUCGCGGUCGUCAGAGUACUACUUGAAGCUGGCGUUGAACCUGACACAAUCAAAACAAAGGAAAAUCAUACAGGGCGUCUACUAAGUGGAGAGACUGCCACGAAGGGAGAGUGCGCAAUAUUAUACGCUUGCCAACGGGGCCAUACACAAUUCGGACGGACAGAUGCAGUCAUAGCCAUCUUGGAAAAGACUGAUGUCUCAGCAAACGCUACAUUCCGUAGUGCGACUGCGUUAUACUUAGCAUCUCUUAUAGAUGGGGGAGCGGAUGUAACUCAAAUGUCGAGGUGGACACCCAGACGGACUAUAAAUGGCGGCGGCCUUUAUGGCAUUGCCACUGCACAAGCCCCCUUACACUGUCUUGUGCAAUUUUGGCACGAAAAUAACAAUUUGUCUUGCCGAGCUAUCUUGAGAAUGUUGAUAGAGGCAGGCGCUGAUCUUGAGCAAGCGGCUAAUUUCUUGCCAAGAUAUACCUUGGUAGAAGCAGGAGCAGAUCUGAAAAAGACCAAUGUUUCUGGGGAUACUCCUAUGAAUAUGAUCUUGCGCCGGCAUCGCGACCCCGAGAUUAUACAAUUUCUCCUGAAGCACGGGGCACUGCACUGUGCGAUCGAAAGGCCGAUGACUAUAAUUGAGGAAGAGAACAUAGAAGCCGUUAUUAAAAUUCUACUUGAAAACGGCGCCGAUCCAAAUAUCCAGAAUAUUUAUGGUAAGACUCCAAUAUAUAAAGCGAUAUCCGCCGGGUUUGAAAUAUCCAAGGUGCUUCUCAAAAAUUGCGCAGACGAUGCUGUUAAGAAGCAAUGUUGGUUUGGCUUGUCUUCCGAGUCCAACAUUGAGAAAUUCACCGAAUCUCUCGAGUUAUUACUCGCGGAGGGUAUUGAUAUCAACACCGCAGAUAGCGAUGAGCGAUGUCUUUAUCUUAAAUGCUUGAUGUCAGAAGACAAGCUACGCAUUCUCCGCAAUUAUGGAGCGAAAACAGACUGCACCGAUAUUAGGGGAAACGGUGCACUUCACAUACUUUCCUCCCAAAAUUGGUGCGCGCGCGAGCGGAUGCAAAGGCGUAUUACUGAGGACGGAUUGGACCCCCUUGAACCAAACCAUUCGGGAGACACGCUUUUACAUGUUGCCUCUUCGUCGUAUAAGGGUGGAAAGGAGGAUGUAGACUAUGUCCGCUGGCUUAUUAGUCUUGGAAUCCCAGUAAACGCCGUUAAUGAUAAUGGUUGUACAGCUCUCCAUACCUUCAUAAAGGGAACUUGCUACGAGAAUGCCGAAAAUGCCGUACCUGUUGAUAAGCGCGUCCAUUUCGUCGACGCAAUCAAUUAUCAGAAUAAUGUCGACUUUGAAAUUCGAGAUAAUGAGGGAAACGCGGCCCUUCAUUUAGCGGCCAUGCGUUCGGAAGCCCACGUCAAAGCGCUUCUUGACGCUGGGGCUGAUCCAAACUUCUUAACGGAAAAUCGUCAAAACUUACUACAUCUUUCCUGUCAGGCCGGGAACCCAGUAUCGUUUGCCAGAUACUUCAACUGGGAACGGACCCCGCUUCAUUAUGCAUGCAUCUCAGGAGAACCGGAGUCUGUGGCUUUUCUACUUAACCACGGGGCCAAUCCUGGGGCACUGGAUCUCGAACUUUCAACUCCACUCCACGCAUGUGAGCAGUUUAUAUUAGAGCAAAACAUGUGGAAUGUGCAUGACCCUCGAUACAGAUGGCAAGGUCCGGGUACAGAUACCUUCCGACCACGCUCGUUCACCCCUGUACGGUUAUGGCAUCGUAAGGGCCGUGACGGCAGGUCGAUAGAGGCUAUGAAUGGCUCUCUCAGCGCUGGAAAAAUUGUAGAGUUACUUCUCAAUGCAAACUGCAAUGUUGCCGCCGUCAACAUGUCUGGACUAACAGCACUAGAUAUAGCCAUUCAGUUCGGUUCUUGCGAGUUCGUUGAGAUAUUUUCCAAAGAUGAGGACCUGUUCAAGAAAGCAACCAGGAAGCUUGACAUGGAAGAGGGAGCGGAUCUACCGGAGCGGUUACAAGAGAAGAUGAAAGCUCUUAUGGACUUGAUACGACCAAGGCCUGCACCUGGUAUUCUCGGCGAGAGCAAAUCUUCUUUUAGCAGAGUGACCACGUCUAUUUACACUUACUUGAAUCUUCUGAUAGAAGAAGACGUUGUACGGUUAAUCAACGAAGGCUUCGAAUCCGACCCGCCAAAUGUUUCUCAUUAUAAGCUCCUUGAGGAACUCAUGAAACCUGGUCACACACAGGUUGCCAGUCGAGUAUCUCGACUAAUAAUGCACUACAGCUCUUACACAGGUGUUCGAGAUCUGAUUGAGAGACAAAGAAAGGCCGAAACACAAGAAUAUAAUUUCCGCGCCCACAUUGCUCUGGAACUAGCAUGUCAAGAGAAAAAUUCUAACAUGUUAAUGAUAAAGCUCCUGAUAGAAAGCUUACAUAUCGAUGUUAAUGCACGGGGAGCAUUUGCCGAUAGAUAUGGGAGCAAAGACUCUGUGUGCGUGACAAAGGUAAACCCCGCUGGAACAGCACUUCACAUACUGGCAUCGGCGGACCAUAGCUGGCAAUUGGAAGGCAUGAAAUAUGUACUUUCACACGGAGCCUUUGUUGAUUCUCUCAACGAAAAUAGAGAAAACCCUCUUCACAUCGCUGCUCGCAAUAUAGAUUUCAAAAGUGCUCCUGGCAAAGGCCUCUGGAGAUUGGAAGCGGUAUGCAUACUUCUUGAUCAUGGGGCUAACCCAAACAGCCUGGACGAUGCAAGGCUUUCCCCUCUUCAUAAGGGUUCUUCUUCCCCAAGAAUUAGAAAGGAGUUGCUCCGCAGGGGCGCAGACCCGACAAUUGGCGAUAGAAACCCCUUAUUUUUAGCUGUACACGACCAAAACCUCCCAGCACUAGAGGCAUUUCUCGACACUGGACUUGGAGUUGAUUCGCUCGAUGAAGGGCGCCAUAGUAGGGGCGUGUAUUUCCAGGUGAAAAAGUCUCGGAAGUUGUACGCUCUGCUGUGUGCAGCUUUUACUACGAGGACAAAUGCCAGUGUUAGAGACUCGGUGCCGCUUCUUCGCACACUUGUACAGCGAGGUGCUAAUUUGUAUCUGCCACUGAAUGACGACGAGACUAUGAUCCAUUUUCUAUGCGAAUAUCCACAGUACGAGAUCUUGGACGCGUUGCUACAAGAACCAUGUGUGACUCGAAUCGACUUUAACCGCCGUGAUCAGCGUGGCCGAACGGUGUUGAUUGCUUCGUGCGAUUGGCGUGAGACCUUAUCUAGUAGUGCGUAUGAACAAUGGCAUCCUAAGGCCUUGGGCCCUCCGCUGAGAAUACUAGACUAUGGAGCCAAUGCCACCAUCGCGGAUAACGAAGGAAAGACAGCGCUCCAUCACCUCAUAGACAACACUGGUAUGUCGGACGAGGUCAUUAUUGAAUUUAUCAACUACAAACAAGUUGCUCCUACCUUGCUCUUGAAAGAUAACUACGGAUUUUCGCCGUUCCACUAUGCUUCGCGUGUCCUGCGACCCGAACUUUGCAACUUGCUGCUUGCCAAAGGCGCAGAUCUUCUAGAGCCCGAUUCGAACGGUUGGUCAGUUUUACAUCACAUAGCCCCGCAAUGCCUCAAGACACGCCGAGAACCACUUCCAUCCGAGCGUAAUCCAUUCAAACUACCUGAUGAUCAUUUCGACAAAUGUCUAGCUCUCUGGCAAAGGUUCACAUCGGAAGGGGGAUCUAUAAACGCAGUUUCUAACGAUGGGUCCACUCCGUUGCACACCUUUCUGUUAUCUGCAAAUGUAAACUCUCGCACACCGGAUUCAGUGGAGCACUAUCUUCGUCAAUUUGAGAGACUCUUCGCGGCCGAUAGCGGUGUUGACUUAUUUGCGCAAAACGGACAAGGCGAAACGGGUCUCCAUUUGAUUUCUAGGAGGGCGAAAGAGUACUAUGAAGAGAAAGACCACGAUAAGGUAAUGUUUAAGGCGUUCAUGGCCAAAGGACUGGAUCUGUUGAAGGAUUUGGAUGCCAAGGGGAGAAGGGCGCUGGAUGUGGCCAGUGCUUUUGAGAAGGACAGUAUCAUUUCAAUCUUCGGAAGAAAGUAG